CCUGCCUGUAUCAGAGAUAAAAGCACCUGCAGGAACUGCAGACCUUCUUCUGAUUCCGCUGCAGCCAACCCAGAGCCAUGACUCCCCGAUGCUACAUCCUGGCUUUCUCCACCGCUCUCUGCACCAUCAGCCUCCUCUGUUCACACGGAGCCCCAGUGUCCCCCACGGGUGCUCACCUGAUGCUGUGCCAGUCACACUCAAGAUGUGGGGACAAGUUCUACGACCCCCAGCAACACUGUUGCUAUGACGAUGCUGUGGUGCCCUUGAGCAGGACCCGGAAGUGUGGAAACUGCACCUUCAGGGUCUGCUUCGAGCAGUGCUGUCCCUGGUCAUUCAGACCCCAGGAGGCCUUCGUGGUAAAAGUGAGAGGCCAGGAGUGCUCCUUGGCACGGACCAUGGAUGACAGAGUUUGUUCCAGUGUCAGCUGACCAGGACGGGUGACCAGAUGACGGCGGAUUCUGCUUCCUCAGUGAGCCUGGAGACGGGGCCCUGGUGCUGACUGAGCUCCGGGACUGAGGGGAUAUUUGGGGACAGGAGACGCUCAGAGUCAAUGUGCCCGUCUGAUGCUUGCUCCUCUAGCACUCUAACUCUGUCCUAGGUGGUGACGGUCCCUUCCUAUGAUUCUGGACAAUCCUGAGAGAUUGUUUAGCCUUUGGAGGUCCCAAGUACCCCAAUGCCGACAGCUAAUACCAUGAGGCAGAACCCCAUUACCUUCGGCUCCUUUCUCACCUGGCACCAAACACACGGCACUUAAUAAACUUUGCA
Molecule: messenger RNA, 765 nt
Organism: Eptesicus fuscus (big brown bat)
Lineage: Eukaryota; Metazoa; Chordata; Mammalia; Chiroptera; Vespertilionidae
Product: insulin growth factor-like family member 1
Exons: 4
Coding region: 78-428 (116 amino acids)
Molecular function (GO): signaling receptor binding
Source: RefSeq, a predicted model, not a curated record